Messenger RNA from Populus nigra (black poplar), 2746 nucleotides. RefSeq lists its product as uncharacterized. The record is from RefSeq and is a predicted model, not a curated record. The coding region runs from base 865 to 2142 and encodes 425 amino acids. The transcript is spliced from 4 exons. Lineage: Eukaryota; Viridiplantae; Streptophyta; Magnoliopsida; Malpighiales; Salicaceae.
UCAAGAUCCAUUCUCAUGGGGUAACUCCCAAAGAGAUGUUGCUUUUCCAUAGGGCUGUAUGAACGAUAUAUAAGAUGAGUUUAACGCCACUUAGUUUGGGAAGGCAGGAGCAAAAACACUUGCAACUACAAGCUAUAAAUGAGAUGAAUGGAGCCAUUGCCAAAAAAGGGAAGGCAGAAAAAGAAUGGAGGGAGUCGAUAUAUAGAAAGCUACUCGGUUCAAUUUGGUAGAAACUUUUCCACUGUAACCUAAACAUUGAGCAAACUCGACCAACAAUAAAUAAGAGAAAAAAGAUUAGAGAAAGGAAAAUCUGAUCAGCUCUCAUUGCUGCAGCAGCUUUACUGUGCUCAUCCUCCUUUUCCACACCCAGGCCCUUCGUCUGGGAGUCCAUGCAAAAGAAGCAUUAGCAUGGUGAUGCAAGUAUAAAAAAGGAGGAGUCCACUUUUCUCCACUGUCACUAUAUGCAUGGAUAAAAUGGUCAAAUAACUCAGCCAAUUGUAAGCACAAUCAGGCUCGUGACAUCGAAUCAUCCCUUCAAGUUCCCACACCCCUUUCUUCAAAAAGAGGAAAAACCUAUAUAGUCCCAUUACCAUACUGUAUUAUACCGCCCAUACUACUACUAAUUGAAACCUCAACAGCACACAAAAAGAAUGAAAAAGAGUCAAUAGUCCCAUUCUCAACACACAAAGACAUCAUUAUCACAUUUCCCAGACCCUUUCUAGUCAUUUUACACCCUCCUCUACACCCUCUCUCUCGCUCGCUCCCAUCACCAAAACACACACUUCUCGACCACCAUCACCAAGUAACUACUAACCCCAUCACUCUGUCUUCCAAAUACCCUGUAAAGUCUCAAACUUUAAGCCAAUGGGUACCCGAAUUCAGUCUCACCAGCUCAAAAACGGGUUGUUCGUGUCUGGUCGACCUGAACAGCAACAAAAAGAGAAACAACCCACCAUGGCUGCACGCGCAGUGCCUUACACAGGCGGUGACAUUAAGAAAUCCGGCGAGUUAGGCAAAAUGUUUGACAUCCCAGCAGUGGUUGAACCACCAAAGGCACCACCUUCACGUGCUUCUACUUCUUCAAGUGGAUCCAUCAGAAACUCUUCUUCUGGUCCUAUUAGAAAUUCUUCAGGUCCGUUGAACGUUGUCCUACCGACAGGGCUCUUCACCUCAGGUCCACUUGGUUCCGGCCCAUUGGGCUCUGGCCCACAAAGAAGAUCGGGCCAGCUUGACAACAGCGCUGUCGGUUCGGGUACAGGAUCCGGAUCAAGCAAGGCACUUUAUGGGUCAGCAGUGACUAGCUUGGCUGGUGAUGUGAAGGUGGGGUUUAGGGUUUCAAGGCCAGUGGUGUGGGUGGUGAUGGUAGUGGUGGUGAUGGGGUUGCUUGUUGGGGCUUUUUUGAUGGUUGCAGUUAAAAAAGCUGUGAUCUUACUGGCUGUUGGGGCUGUUUUGGUGCCUUUGAUUGUGGGGUUGAUUUGGAAUUAUGCAUGGGGAAGGAGAGUGUUGUUAGGGUUUGUUAGGAGAUACCCUGAUACUGAGCUUAGAGGAGCCAUUGAUGGACAGUAUGUCAAGGUUACUGGGGUUGUCACCUGUGGCAGUAUACCUUUGGAGUCAUCUUACCAGAAGGUACACAGAUGUGUAUAUGUUUCAACAGAGUUGUAUGAAUUUAGAGGGUUGGGUGGAAAGUCUGCCCAUUCAAAGCAUCGCUUUUUCUCAUGGGGAUCCAGACAUUCAGAGAAGUUUGUUGCUGAUUUUUACAUAUCAGAUUUCCAAUCUGGACUAAGAGCACUAGUAAAGGCAGGCUAUGGAGCCAAGGUUGCUCCAUUUGUCAGGGAAGCUACAGUAGUGGACGUGAAAAAGGAGAACAUGGACUUGUCUUCCAGCUUUUUACGCUGGUUAGCUGAUCGCAACCUUUCAAGCGAUGACAGGAUCAUGCGUCUCAAAGAAGGGUAUAUCAAAGAAGGGAGCACUGUAAGCGUGAUGGGUGUUGUUCGGCGACACGAUAACGUGCUGAUGAUUGUCCCCCACCAAGAGCCUCUCUCAACAGGUUGUCAGUGGUUCCGAUGCCUCCUCCCAACCUAUGUUGAAGGCCUUGUUUUGACAUGCGAUGAUAAUCAAAAUGGUGACGUGGUUCCCGUGUAGGUAUUUAGCUGUUCAUCUUAAUCAAAGUUUUCUUUUGAACUGGAUUUCACUAGUAAAUAUUUGAAGGGUGCCAAGCAAGGCAAUGAUCAAGCACCCUCCAAACCACUCUGUACUUACCUUCCUUUAAGGUUUUAAAGGAGCAUGUAAAUGGCACAGAAGUCGCAGAGAUGGAAGAACCAUGAGCAUGUAGUAGUCAAGCAUAGUCUAAUUUAUAUGUGCUGUGGAUGGAGAGUAGUAUGCAAUGGGGAAAAAGAACACCCAACGGAAGAUGGUGAGAAAUGUUGUAGGGUGGUAGCGCUAAGCAUUUUGAUAUUGGCUGAUUUGUGUACAUAAGUACAGAGCCGCGCUACGGGGUAUGGAAUUGUUGCCUUCUUCUGAACUAUAAUCUAGCAAAUGCACUGUAAUUGUAUUUGGGUUCCUCUUAUAAAUUAUAGAGGUUUUCAUGUAUGUUUGUUUAAUAGGGACGCACCUCUUGAAAAGCAUGAAAUUCAUGCUUUCGGUGAGGUGCGCCAUGCACCGCACACAACCACAUUCUUUGUGUUUGUGUUUGCGGUUUUUUUUUUUUGGGAUUGUUUAAUUUAAUUUAAUUUAUUUUUUUUGUGUA